AUGAUUAAAAAGGGAUUUCUUUUUGGGAAUAGAGUGUGUGGUGAAAAGAUAGAGAGAGAGAGAGAGAGGGAUUUUGCAAUGGAGACUGCCAUUUGCGGUCGACUAGCUCCUUCUCCUAACCAUGGUCUUCUUCAUUCCAAAUCAGGGGACAAGUACUUGCUUCAUAAACAAAGCACAAAAUGGAUCACAGUUAUGACAAUGGCACCCCCGAGGCUGGAAAAGGGUGCUGGGGUGCUGGAUAAGCCAGUAAUAGAGAAAACAACCCCUGGCCGAGAGUCAGAGUUUGAUUUGAGGAAAUCAAGGAAAAUGGCACCUCCGUAUCGUGUGAUGCUACACAAUGACAAUUACAACAAGAGGGAGUAUGUUGUGCAGGUGCUAAUGAAGGUUAUACCCGGAAUGACUGUUGACAAUGCAGUGAACAUUAUGCAGGAGGCCCACAUCAAUGGUCUGUCGGUGGUGAUUGUGUGUGCACAGGCAGAUGCGGAAGAACAUUGCACCCAGCUGAGGGGGAAUGGGCUUCUAAGUUCAAUUGAACCCGAUGGCGGAGGUUGUUAGAAUUGUGGUGAUAUGUACGUAGUAGAGGAUUAUGGUUAUAUGUCAAUAAUGAAAAGAACAAUAUAUGUAUAAUGAAUGAUAAGCAACAUAAUUAGCGGUGGUUAUUGGGUUAGCUUCAGCUCCCAAAAGAUGUAUAGUAUACAUUCUUGUGUUGAUGGUGUGUGUGUCAGUCAGUCAGCAAACACUUUGCUUCCUUCAUAGUUUUCUUUAGUGUUUGUUUGAUUGAUG
This is a messenger RNA of Cynara cardunculus var. scolymus (artichoke), 783 nucleotides long. RefSeq names its product ATP-dependent Clp protease adapter protein CLPS1, chloroplastic. The coding region runs from base 1 to 555 and encodes 184 amino acids. The transcript is spliced from 3 exons. Gene Ontology annotation, biological process: proteolysis; protein catabolic process. Lineage: Eukaryota; Viridiplantae; Streptophyta; Magnoliopsida; Asterales; Asteraceae. The record is from RefSeq and is a predicted model, not a curated record.